Oryza sativa Japonica Group (Japanese rice) is the source of this 1436-nucleotide messenger RNA. RefSeq names its product extradiol ring-cleavage dioxygenase. Gene Ontology annotation, molecular function: oxidoreductase activity, acting on single donors with incorporation of molecular oxygen; zinc ion binding; ferrous iron binding. Lineage: Eukaryota; Viridiplantae; Streptophyta; Magnoliopsida; Poales; Poaceae. The record is from RefSeq and is a predicted model, not a curated record.
AGACCGUCGAGUCGUCGACCAACUAAACUUACCAAACACCGCAAAAUAAACAGUCAUCCUCCGCACCGCGCGCGCGGCCGCCGGCCCCGUAUAAGGAGGAGAAGAGGAUGGGUCAGAGGCAAAGCAAGCAGCCCAGCCCGGCGGCCGCGGUGCACGCGCGCGCGACGACCACGCCGACGCCGACGCCGGGGGAAGACGAGCAGCAGGGGAGCGCCCUCGAAGCCGAGAGGAGGGGGAGGAGGAGGACGACGACGAGGCGCGCGGCGGAGGGCGCCAUGGACACCUUCUUCCUGUCGCACGGCGCGCCCACGCUGUCCAUCGACGACACCAUCGCGGCGCAGGGAUUCUUCAAGUCGUGGCUGCCGGCGGCGGUGGCGGGCGCGGAGUUGCCGCGGGCGAUCCUCGUCGUGUCGGGCCACUGGGAGGCGGCCGCGCCGACGGUCAACGUCAUCCGCGGCAACAACGACACCAUCCACGACUUCUACGGCUUCCCCAAGGCUAUGUACAAGCUGAAGUACCCUGCGCCGGGCGCUCCUGAUCUGGCGAUGAAGACCAAGGAGCUUCUGGAGCAAGCCGGGUUCGGGCCGGUGAAGGAAAACCACAGCCGCGGGCUUGACCACGGUGCGUGGGUGCCACUGAUGUUCAUGUACCCGGAGGCGAACGUGCCGGUGUGCCAGCUCUCCCUGCAGAGCGGCCGCGACGGCGCGUACCACUACGAGCUCGGCAGGGCGCUGGCGCCGCUCCGCGACGACGGCGUCCUCGUCCUCGGCUCCGGCAGCGCGACACACAACCUCCGCAGGAUGGGGCCCGAGGGCACGCCGGUGCCGCAGUGGGCGGCGGAGUUCGACGGGUGGCUGCAGGAGGCGCUGCUCGGCGGGAGGCACGACGACGUGAAGCGGUACGAGGAGAAGGCGCCGCACGGCAGGGUGGCGCACCCGUCGCCUGACCACUUCCUCCCGCUGCACGUCGCGCUCGGCGCCGCCGGUGAGGGGGCCAAGGCGGAGCUGAUCCACCGCAGCUGGAGCAACGCCUCGCUCUCCUACGCCUCGUACCGCUUCACCACCGCCAAGAACUGAAAACCGGUCGACGCGAUGCACGCCGGCUCGCCGCAUGCAACCACGUGUUUGCUUGUAACAUAUUUGACUCGAACAAUAAUCCCCGUGGGCUCACGUAGACGUGUGUGCCGUGUUCGUGUUUGUAUUUCUCGGAGCCGUGGCUUGGGGUUGUUUACUUGUUUUUUUUUUUGUAAGAUUGGGUUGGGCCUGGGCCUGGGCCUGGGCCGUGGCACAGCCUUAUGGCGUUAAUUGGUGUUCUUAUUUGGACCCAAACUGGCCCAUACAGCCCAGCUUUAGGUGUUCAGCUUCGUCACUGAGGGUUGGUUUGGUUUGUGGCCUAAAUAGGCCUUAUCAAAUUUUGUCAGUACCAAAUUUUGGUAA